Messenger RNA from Chenopodium quinoa (quinoa), 1428 nucleotides. RefSeq names its product protein TORNADO 2-like. The record is from RefSeq and is a predicted model, not a curated record. Bases 318 to 1127 code for a protein of 269 amino acids. The transcript has 2 exons. Gene Ontology annotation, biological process: auxin-activated signaling pathway. NCBI's taxonomy places the organism in Eukaryota, Viridiplantae, Streptophyta, Magnoliopsida, Caryophyllales, Amaranthaceae. Gene Ontology annotation, cellular component: plasmodesma; plasma membrane.
AGUCCUAGCUAGAGUAGGCCCCAACACACAACACUGUUUAUGGGCUCCAAAGUUGCCAAUCUCGAGGACACACAAUAAAGAGCAUCAUAUCUCCACCCUUUAAUCUGGCAAUAAAGAACAAAAGCUAAUCUCAAUUUCAAAUCAAAUCCAAUUAUAUUCAUUUUAAACUUGGACUUUUUAUUCCCAAACACAAACCUUUUACACAUUACCUAAGCUUCUAUUCUCAUGCACCCAAAAAGAGUUCUUCAUAACAUAACACCCCAUAUUUUUAUCCCACAACAAAAUCAAAUCCUUUCAAACAACUUACCAAAAAUAAAAUGGCCUUAAGCAACAAUGUCAUAGGAGCCAUAAACUUCCUAGGCAUACUCUUAGCAAUACCGAUUAUCGGUACCGGUAUAUGGCUAAUAAGUGAUCCUGAGAAUUCAUGUAUCAAGAUCUUACAAUGGCCGGUUAUUAUCAUAGGUGCAUUGACACUAAUAGUUGCCCUAGCCGGUUUCGUAGGCGGGUUUUGGCGUAACGCUCCUUUACUAAUAUUUUACCUUAUUGGUAUGCUUAUUAUGAUUAUUUUGUUAGCAUGUUUGGUUGUUUUUGUGUUCAUGGUUACCAAUAGAGGGUCGGGUCACCCGGCCCCUAGCCGGGCUUACUUGGAGUAUCGCCUCGAUAGUUUUUCGGGUUUUCUUCGCCGGAGAGUCAAUGGGCCGUUUAAAUGGGCCGUGAUUAAGAAUUGCUUAAGCUCUACUAGCAUUUGUCCUGAGUUGAACCAAACUUAUACUACGGCUCAAGAUUUCUUCAAUGCUCCUCUUUCUCCUAUACAGACAGGAUGUUGCAAGCCACCAACAGCAUGUGGUUACACAUUCAUAAACCCAACAUUUUGGAUAAGCCCAAUUGACACUGCUGCUGACAUGGAUUGCUUAGCAUGGAACAAUGACCAAACCCAACUUUGCUACUCUUGUGAAUCUUGUAAAGCUGGUUUACUUGCUAGUGUUUCUAGGCAAUGGAGGAAGGCUAAUAUCAUCUUAAUUGUUACUCUAAUCGCGCUUAUUUGUGUUUAUCUUAUUGGUUGUUGUGCUUUUAGGAAUGCCAAAACUGAAGAGAUUUUCCGAAAAUAUAAGCAAGGUUACACAUAAUAAAAUAUGUGACCUAAACCUUUGCUUCGUAUUAAGAUUAAUUGGACAUAUUAUGUUUAGUUUAAGCUACAUUAUGGUUGAUUUGAUAUGAUUUUCUUGUAAUUUCAUUUUAAUUUGUAAUUUUUAUAGUAUUUGUUUUAGAUUUUGCGUAGAUUUUGUGGGAGAAGUGUAAUAUUCUUUUCUUGUGGUGGGGUUUUAUGGGAGACUGAGAAGAGAACUUUUUGAAAGAAUUGUGAUUAUUAUCUCAAUAACGAAAUUUGCGGGUGGUGCCGAAAGGUGGGCAUGCUUCGAUGAUUACAAA